AUGGUUCUUCAGAGUGAUUCGUCUAAUCUCGCUAUGCUUGUUGAUAGCAGUGGUAAAAUUGCAAAAAUUGGAACUAUUGAUGAGCUGAGUUACUUGGCUGCAAUGGAUGGUUGUGCCUGUCAACUUUCGGUGGAUGGAGGUGUUCUACUUCCAGGUUUUGUCGAUGCACAUACGCAUCCAGUCUUUGCUGGUGAUCGAGUUCAUGAAUUCUCCAUGAAAUUAGCUGGGGCUACCUAUAUGGAGAUACAAAAGGCUGGAGGUGGAAUUUUAUAUACAGUUGAGAAAUGCAGGGAAACAUCUGAAGAUCAGUUAUUAUCAUCUUUCGAAAGUGUCGCUAUGGAAAUGAUUCAAUGUGGAACGACGACAAUUGAAGCAAAAAGCGGCUAUGGUCUUGAUACGGAGACUGAAUUAAAAUUAUUGAGAAUUAUUGAUAUGGGUGCUCAGUUUUUGCCACUGGAAAUAUCUGGAACCUUUCUGGGUGCACAUGCCAUUCCUCAAGGUAGCACUGAACAAGAACAAGCUGAAAAAAUUAUCAAUGAAAUGAUACCGUUAAUUGAAAAGGAAAAAUCGGAUUUUCAUUUGGAAUCGAUUGAGAAUAUCGAUGUUUUCUGUGAAAAAGGUGUUUUUGAAGUCGAAUCGAGUAGGAAAAUCUUAGAAGCUGGAAAAAAGAUCGGAUUAAAAGCGAAUUUUCAUGCAGAAGAAUUGAAACAAUUAGGAAGCGCUGAAAUGGGAGCAAAUCUCAAGGCUAGAGCCAUGAGCCAUCUUGAAGCUAUAAGCUCGAAUGGAAUUGAUGCAAUGGCUGAAUCUGGAACAGUUGCUAUACUUCUCCCAACCACUGCAUUAACGUUACGACUUCGUCAUCCACCAGCGCGUGAUAUGAUAUCUAAGGGAGUCAUCGUUGCUUUGGGUUCCGAUUUUAACCCAAAUGCUUAUUGUUUAUCAAUGCCAAUUGUUAUGUAUCUGGCUUGUACACAGAUGCGCCUUUCGAUGGCUGAAGCUUUGGUCGCGUCGACUAUUAAUGCAGCUUAUUCAAUAAAUCGUGGGAAAACUCAUGGAGCAUUAAGCUGUGGACGUUUUGCAGAUAUUGUUGUCUUAGGUCGCCAUUUCAUUUCUUUCCUUAGUUAA
This is a messenger RNA of Dracunculus medinensis (Guinea worm), 1125 nucleotides long. NCBI's taxonomy places the organism in Eukaryota, Metazoa, Nematoda, Chromadorea, Rhabditida, Dracunculidae. The record is from the annotation of a GenBank genome assembly.